AUUCAUGCUGAAUGUACAAUUCUCUCAAAGGAAUAGUGUGCAAUAACCUUUUAUACUUGUGACUUUGACAAACUGUUUUUUGACACGUACGUUAAAGCGGAAGUCUAACCACAAACGACAGAGGGUUUGGCCUAUGCUUCAAACUUGUCACUAGAAAGGGGAACAGUAUCCAUUUUGAAGUUCCCAUUUCAAUAUGGCAUGUGUAGUUCUCGCUCUUCUUACAAUCAUACCAGUGGUGAUGGGAGAUACCACUGGUUACCUGGGAGAUUCUGUCACCUUGUCUUCUGGAGCUAACUUAUCCUGGAUCUUGAGCAAGAUAGAGUGGUCUAUAUUCAGCAACAACACCUGGAUUGCAACGUACAGGAAAGAAACAUACACUCUCGAAACAUACACUCUCAAAACAGACCGUUUCUGGCAGUUUCAGGGUCGUCUAAGACUCAACAUCUCGUCCGGGGACUUAGAGAUAAGAGAUGUGAGGAUAGGGGAUGCACUGGUUUACUCUGUUCUCCUUAAAGACAUUAAGGGAGAGCAGCAGAGCCGAAAACUCAAGCUCACUGUGACAGAGCAUCUCAGCAAGCCCAGCGUGCGUAAGGUCUUCAGCAUGUUGAAGGACAGCCAUUGUGUGAUGGCUCUUCAGUGCUCCUCUUCAGUGAAGGACACCAACCUCUCCUGGGAACCAGAGGCUGCGUUUGAGGAUGCCUUCUGGAGGGGGAAUUCCAACACCAACGUCUCUGUCGUCUGGACGUCUUACAGCCCCAACAGAAAUGCCACCUUCAACUGUACUUCCAGCAAUGGGCUCUCUAAAGCCUUCCGGGUUGUGACGGAGAGAUGCCAAGAGCCCGACGUGGUGGGAGAGACCCGCUUCCCUGGAAUUGUUUUUGUAAUGUUGCUCUUAGGAAUUGUGUUCGGAUGUGUUUUAACAUAUACUUGUUUUAGAAUUGAGUUAAAAAUGUUCCCCGUAUCAACUUUGUAAACUUUGUUUUCAUGUGCAUGAUGCCUUGCUUAAAAUUGAUGUUAAAAAAAAUCCGCUGCAGCUGAUUUGUUUGAUCCUUUCUUGCUGCAGCUUUCCGCUCCCCUGAUUGCGGAGUAAUUGACACAGGUUUGUUAACUGCCAAUUAUCUUGGGUGCUAUCCCCAGGCAGUCCAUGUUCUCCCUCUCCACAAAGGUGGUGACCCCUCCGACCUAAACAAUGAUCACCCUAACUCGAAAUGGUCUUGCCUAGCAAAAAUGAUAGAAUCAUUAAUCAACUGUCAGCUAAGAUCCUUCCAAGCUACGAGAUGCAUUCCAAGCUAUGAGAUGCAAGUGUUCACCAGUCUGGCCGGGUCAUAGCACCAUCUCAGCAGCAAACUUGGUAUUGAAGGAAUACUUCGGGAUUUUGGCAAUGAGGCACUUUAUCUACUCCCCCAGAGUCGAUUUUAGGUCCUGUACUUUUUACUGUCUGUAUAAACAAUGUUGGUUUAUUAGCUUUUUUUUUUACAUACACCUGUAUGCAGAUGACACUGUUGUGUAGUACGCUAUUGCCCCAACAGUUGACCAGGCUCUUUUGGAGCUUAAUUUUGUCCUUCAUUGCUUUGCAGAAAGCCUUUGCAAACAUCAUUUCUGAAUUUAAAAGUAAUCCAAUAAGUAAUCUUUUUUUUUUUUUUAAGUAUCUGUAAUCUGAUUACAGUAUUUUUGGUGGAAACUAAAUGGUUUCAGUUACCAUUUUUUUGUAAUCAGAUUACAGGUUACUCCCCAACCCUAGUUUGUAAUCAGAUUACAGGUUACUCCCCAACCCUGGUAUCAUAAUCACGCGUAAUUACAGGCGAUAGAUUCAAUAUGCAUCACUGCAUUCUGUAUCAGAAAGUAUGCUGGCCCUCUUUGAUGUUUUGUAGAUCAAUGCAUUGCACUCUUUUUGCUUAUAAAUACCUCCUGUAUAAACUUCCGCCGUACUUACUGUACUUCAUUGUUAACUUACAGAUGUAUGAGAUACCAGACCCGGUCUCGAGGAUGGCUAACUUUGGAGAUCCCUUCGAUCUCCAAUGAGUUAGGUAAAUCUGAUUUUAGUUAUCUUGAAUUUUACUUGUGGAAAGAUCUCCAAGGCUCUCUAAAGUUGGAUGAAUUGGGGCCUCUAGGGCAAUUCAAAAGGCUGAUUGAGGACCUUUUUACUGAAGAAUGUAUUUGUUUUCUAUGACUGUGUUUAUUUUUGUAUUUUGAUGUGUGCACUAUGUAUAUUGAUGUGCUUAUGAACUGUAUAUUAAUGUGUAUACAGGGUUCAUCUUUAAAAUAGACCUUGGUCUUAGCAUGACUCCCUGUUCAAAUAAAGCUUAAUUAUUAUUUAUA
This is a messenger RNA of Salmo salar (Atlantic salmon), 2319 nucleotides long. RefSeq names its product CD48 antigen. Gene Ontology annotation, cellular component: membrane; cell-cell junction. The record is from RefSeq and is a predicted model, not a curated record. NCBI's taxonomy places the organism in Eukaryota, Metazoa, Chordata, Actinopteri, Salmoniformes, Salmonidae.